GCGGCACAUCCCCACCCAGAAAUUCCCAAAGGACCUCCCCCGGGAUUGCAUCCCACGGCGCGACGUGGACUGGUGAUGAUGGAUGGAAAAUGAUCUGAUUGGUUGAUCGAUCGUUUGUGGUUUAAUGAAACAACGUUUGUGAAUUGUUGACCUCACCACAUUGCGUUUUAUCGGUAGCACUGACAAAUAUCUUAUGUGAGAUCUGGAAUUAGAAUUCUCAAGUUUCAAAGCUAAUCAGCAUUUUACGGCGACAAAAUUAUUCCGUUCAAAGGUCAUUAACUUUGUCAUGAAAAGAUCACGUGCAGUGCACAAGGGUUUUGUUAGUCUCCGAGAUUCACAUCAGCUGUUAUUUUUAAUCCAUGGACGAUUUAUAAACUUAGGCAAGGAAUAGGAUUAUAAAUUGCAACACAGUCGCUCUCACCGAUUAUUUCUUUCUGGGAGGGCCGGCGGUUGUGAAACGGGCUAGAUAUAGUGUAAUAAAUAAAUGAAUAAAACGGGCUGAUUUCUACAGACAGUCUGUCAUCUCCCACCCCUCCCUUAUCAAACCGUAAUCUGCCGCGGGAAAGUUGGGGCCAAGAAACGAGAACGCCUGACUCUUUUUGCCAAUACAUGUACGUGUAUCUUUAGAAGUGGAUAAUUGUCGAACAGGCAGUGGAGAAAGCUGAGGUUAUUUCAGUAAAAGCCGAAAGUCUUCAAAUAUAAAUGGCAGCAAACAAGCGUCUUUCGGCAGUGUCAGGUCAUUUACAUCCGAGUUUAUCACAUGGCGAGAAAUAUCGACGAUGUCUCGUGGAAGAUUUACGAAAGCAUGGAGUUAAUGACGUAGAGUUAUCUGGUCCCCCUCCAUGUCAUGAAGUGGAGUAUCAGACUCUUCUCACCCCAGAAGCACUGAUGUUUGUUGUUGAACUUGUGAAGCAGUUUGAUAAGAGUGUGGAACAGAUGCUAAGAUAUCGAACCAUAAGGAAACUGCAACUAAAUGACCUGGAUGAACUGCCAUUCUUCCAGCCACAAAGUGCAGAAGUUCGGGAUAAAACCUGGAAGGUGUUGCCUGUCCCACCCAGACUGCAGUGCAGGAUAGUAGAUCUUGGAGACAUCUCUCCUGCCAAUACAGAACUCUUUAUGAAGGCACUUAAUUCACCAGCUUGUGGCAUACAGGCUGAUCUUGAUGAUGGCCAUUGUCCUUCCUGGUCAAAUCAGUUGAGAGGACUUUACAACAUUUACCAAUUUGUACAUGGCAGUAUGACAGGAGUUCCAUCAAUGUCUAAUGCUCCAGUAAUCAUGUUUCGACCCAGGGCAUGGAACAUGUUGGAAUUCAAUAUGAUGGUUGGAGGAAGAGUCAUUCCUGGCCCACUGUUUGACUUUGGUCUUCACAUGUUUCACAACAGCAAACUUAUGAUGACAGAAGGAAAUGGUCCUUUCUUCUACUUACCGAAGCUUGAAGGUUCCAAUGAAGUGAAGGUUUGGAAUGAGAUCUUUGUUUGGACUCAACAAAGGCUUGGUCUGCCUCAGGGAUCCAUCAAAGCUAGUGUUCUGAUAGAAAGUAUCUAUUGCUCGUUUGAGCUUGAUCAAAUCCUGUAUGAAUUGCGGCAGCACUCCGCUGGGUUAAACUGCGGCAUGUGGGACUACUCAGCCUCUCUUGUGAGCAACUUUGGACACCGUCCAGAUUUCAUUUUGCCUGAUCGUAAGAAGUACGUUUCCAUGGAUAAGCAAUAUCUCAAGAGUUACAUGGACCUGGUUGUCAAGACAUGCCACGCGCGGGGCUGUCACGCCACUGGUGGAAUGGCGCCAGUUGUGUUACCAAAGAAUAAUCUGCAGCUCCGACAGCAAAUCACUGGCAAUGUUUGCAGAGCAAAAUUGAAAGAAAUCAAGGCAGGAGCAGACGGGUUUCUGGUUUUUGAUCCAGAUCUUGUGCAGCCUUUGAUCCAGCUGUGGGAUUCAGAAGUUACUUCAAAGAACCAACUUCAUGUAAGCCGGUCUGACGUGUUUGUCUCGAGAAAAGACCUCCUUCAUCUUCCACAAGGUGGAUUUACUUUACAAGGAUUACAGAAUAACAUUACUGUUGGAAUCAUUUUCAUAGAUGCUUGGCUUAGAGGGGAGGGUGUGUUUGUGCUGAAUGGAGCUGUUGAAGAUUCAGCUACGGCCGAGAUUUCUAGAUCACAGGUUUGGCAAGCCAUUCGCCACCAGUGUGUGUUGGAGGGAGAUGGACGUACAGUGACGAGAGAACUCGUUUCUGAUCAAAUCAAGCAUAUCACAGAUGAGCUGGUACGGGAGAAAGCUCAAAAUGCUGUGGAUACAGAGAGGCUCUCAGUGUCUGCUCAGAUAUUAGAGGAACUCGUUUUAAAACGGGACUUUCCACAGUUUAUAACGACGUAUCUUUAUGAACACCACAAGUUCAGGAAUACUGUACAAUAAUAAAAUAGUAAUGGAACUGCAAGUGUUAGCCGCUUCAUUUCCAGGCUCCAUGCUAUUCUCUUCGUUAAGAGCGGACACAUGGAGCCUGGGGCAUGAUGGGAAGUAGGAUGUACGUCUGUAUACUUUCUUCUUCAAAUCAGUUCCACAAUUCAAUGCGCACGGACGACAGAAGAGCGAGGCCUGGGGACCAAGCAGACUUUCAAGUCCGAUUCUUGGGAAAUUUUUAACAAUAGCAGAUUUUCAAGUUGUCAUUUGACUACAACUACCAGAAUUCCUUUCGUUUUUUCUUUAUUAUUGAAAUUUUGAAUUCGCAGUGGGAUUCAACGAACAAUUGCCCUGAUUAGCACCAGAAAGAGAAAAAGUGAAGGAUUCUGGUAGUUGUGGUCAAAUGACGCCAUCGUGCAAAUCGUCUAUUACGGAGAGGAACAAAACAGAGCGCCUUUUCACUUCACCCACAAGCUGCCAGGAACUUUUCUUAUAGGCCCUUUACCUAAAUUGGGCCUACAUUUGAGUAACAAUACUUUGUACAUCCUUAACCUCGUUCUUAUGUUUCUAGACAAAGAAUUUUUCAAAUGAAUGCGAGUUUUAGGAUGUAUAAGUAUUGUUAUUCAAAUUUAGGCGCUAUUCAUGCAGAGUCUAUGUAGAAACCAGAAAUAUUCCUAGUGAACGAAGGCGGUCAAACUGCCCUGGAGAAAAAUCUUUGAUUGAAGAGUAAACGCGGUACUCUUUAUUUAGUUUUUUUUUUUCUUGUACGACUGUAACAUACCGCGCCCUAACAUAAGCCCAGGUAUCACUCAAAAUGAUAGCAGAGAGGAACAAAUCUACACGGUUGCUAUUCUGUGUCUAAGAUGAAAAAUCGAUGUUGCUUAUUGUUGA
Messenger RNA from Orbicella faveolata, 3285 nucleotides. Its product is annotated as ureidoglycolate lyase-like. The record is from RefSeq and is a predicted model, not a curated record. Gene Ontology annotation, biological process: glyoxylate cycle. Lineage: Eukaryota; Metazoa; Cnidaria; Anthozoa; Scleractinia; Merulinidae. Gene Ontology annotation, molecular function: malate synthase activity. Gene Ontology annotation, cellular component: cytoplasm.